AUACUGUGUAGGUAUACAUUCACCAUGGGUUCCACUUCGUGGGAUAUGGAGAACGCUAGCAGCGUCAAGAUGGAGAGGAGAUGAUCCCCCUUCAGCAGUCAGUGCAGACUUCGUAGUCUACUGGAGCAGCGCACGCAAUAACGUUAAGAUGAAUAAAUUCCGACCCAUGAAGGCACCCCAGCCGCUUACCUUAACAGGUGGGGAUCUGACACCGCAUGAAAGGAAAACGCACAGGUACAUGUAUAACCAAUCAACCACCGCGCUAAGAAUUCGCAUCUCUACGACGUUCAACAGUUUAUAUCUGAGCGCAGGCACGGUGUCUUUUCCAGCAUAAACCUCACCUCCACCAUCAUGGCGGAAAUCCUCCGCUCAGUCGCUCAACUAAUUCACACCACCUAUGCCCCUGUGGCCCUGGGACUGCUCUCACACUUGGUCCUCAACAAUGGUGAAUGGGACCACAAGUCGCAUAUCCUGAGCUCAGCAUGGGCAACUGCGUUUGCAGUCGUGGCCACAAUCGACUACCUUGCAAAUCCACUCGGUCAAUCAAUUUCCGGAGCUGUCGCGGUAGCUGGACAUUUUUUCGCUGUUUAUUUUGCCAGUCUGGUCUCCAGUAUCCUUAUUUAUCGCGCCUUCUUCCACCGUCUACGAAAGUUUCCGGGCCCUUUCUCACUGCGGCUCUCCAAGUGGUUCAGUCUGACAUAUGUCAUACCGGACCGACAAUACUACAAAGUGACGGAAGGGCUGCACAAGAAAUACGCCUCAGAUAUCAUCCGGACCGGGCCACGGGAACUUAACAUCAUAAGAACCGAUGCUAUACCACUCAUUCAUGGUCCGACUUCCAAAUGCACUAAAGGGCAAUGGUACGCUGGAUCGUAUCAUAUUGAGGGCGCCUCGCUGCAAACGACCCGCUCCAAGCAAGACCACAAGGAGCGUCGCAAGGUGUGGGAACGAGCAUUUAACGCCCGGUCCCUGCGCGACUAUGAGCCACGCGUGAACCGGCAUACGCAUUUGUUGAUCUCAAAGCUCCUAGAACACGCACAUGAACCUUCAAUACGCAUAUCGAACUGGGUGAAUUUCUUUUCUUUCGACUUGAUGGGGGAUAUAGGCUAUAGCCGCAGUUUCCACAUGUUGGAAAAAGGAGAAGAGGACAAAUGGAUCACGUUGGUGCAUAAGAGCAUGGGCGCGAUGACUUUCUUAAACCACCUUCCCUACGUCAUGUCCACCGCGACGAGGCUGGGUGCGGCGAAGGACAUUCUGGAUUUCAUGGCGUUCACAAGCGAGACCCUGAGGGAGCGGAAGAAGCGGACACCCAAGGAGAACGACGUGUUUGGCUGGCUUCUCAACCCGGCAGAUGAGGAUAUUCCCCUACAGCUUAAUGCGGACUCGAGACUGAUGAUUGUAGCUGGAAGCGACACCACAUCCGCAACGUUGACUUGGAUAUUCUACGAGCUUUGCAUGGAUCAGACUUUGCAAGCCAAACUGAGGUCCAUCGUCGAUACAUUAGCACCGGGGAAACCGUUCCUGGAUGCUGAAGACGUGGCCAAUUGCCCGUACUUGGAGGGUGUCGUUCUCGAAGGUCUACGACUACAUCCCGCUGUUCCCAGUGGUGUGCAGCGAGAGACGCCCCCGGAGGGCUUGAACUUGCCAGAUGGCACUUAUAUUCCGGGCAACGUCCUCAUCUGGAUGCCAAUGCACACCAUUCACCGGGACCCGCGGAACUUCUCGUCGCCAUUGACCUUCGCCCCCGAGCGUUGGAUGGACGACGCUGAGAAGGAAAACUUCGACAAGAAAUCUCCCAGCUCCGGUCAGCCUUAUACAGCGGAUAAGCGGGCCUUUAUGCCGUUCGGUACGGGCCCUUAUAACUGUGUUGGCCAGAAGCUCGCGACGAUGGAGAUGCGCACUGUAAUAGCGAACCUUGUGCGCACGUUUGAGAUGCGGUUUGCCGAUGAGGAGGAUGGAUCGUCUGUGCUGAAGGAUACUGUGGAUUGCUUCACGCUGAAUGUUGGAAAGCUGGAUGUUAAGCUCACCCCUAGAAGGUAGAUGAGUGAUAUAGGGGGGCACUAGUGGCUGCAACCUGAACGGAGAGUUGCAGAGGAAGUGGAGUAGUCUAGAACACAGCUCCAAUGAAAGCGAUGGUUGCAACGGAAUUCAACGUCGUCGAUAAGGUAUGAGGGUCCCCCAUUGUUGCUGCUAGGGACGAGAAGAGGUUCGUGGCAGAUAGCGCAGUCCUUGUCGCUAGCCGUGCGUGUGCUGAUGGAGCUGUAGAGGGCGGGAAAGGCGUUGACCUAGCAAACUUCCGUGAUUGUAUAUGUGACUGGCGGAUGCUGGCGAGAUUGCCGUUUAAACACCGAUUAGUGUUUGGAACUUGCACAAGGAGUGCGGGAGGCCCAGGUGGAGGGACUUUGUGCCAAGACGCUAUGUAGGAGGGA
This is a messenger RNA of Westerdykella ornata, 2429 nucleotides long. RefSeq names its product cytochrome P450. Lineage: Eukaryota; Fungi; Ascomycota; Dothideomycetes; Pleosporales; Sporormiaceae. The coding region runs from base 352 to 2040 and encodes 562 amino acids. Gene Ontology annotation, molecular function: monooxygenase activity; iron ion binding; heme binding. The transcript is spliced from 4 exons. The record is from RefSeq and is a predicted model, not a curated record.